AUGACACGCCUCGAGUGGGAUGGCAGCAGGGAUGAGGAGAGAAGGCCGUGCAAGAAAGGCCUGGUCGGACAUCGCCCAUCGUCUGUCACAAGACAUCUCUUCGCAUCCCGAGCACUCAGAACUGCGGGUAGCGGACAGCUUCCCACUGCCGACGGAAUCAAUGCGUCGCAUACCGGUUCCGGCUCCGGCGAUCGGCGCCCAAACAGAGACCUCUUUGCUGACCCCACCGCAUGCUUCCGGAUCGACUGGACAUGCGAGGAAGGGUUCCGACAGGCGGCAAAGAAAAAGAAACAGAAAGCUGCGGCGCCGACAUCCACCAACAACAAUAACAACAGCAACAGCAACGACGCCGGCGAUGGCUCGAAGAAGGAUGGCGGGGAGGAUGCAAACAAUGGCGGCGGCGGUGCUGGUGACGCCCCAGGCGGGGAUGCUGGCGGAUCCGGUGCUGGUGACGGAGGCGACGGAGGUGACGAUAAGAAGGAAGAUGAGACGAAAGAAGAGGUGAAGGAAGACAAAAAGGAGGAGAAGGAGGAGGAGAAGGAAGAGAAGAAGGAACCUGCCGAGGCAGAGCCCGCGGGCGACUUGGGUUUCACGUCUGUCAGCACCGGGAAGAAGAAGAAGAAAGCCAAGGCUGGCGCUGCUGCAGACCCUCCUGCUGCGCCAGAGCAGAAGACAACGACAGACUUUGGGCUGCCUGCGGUAGAGUCUGGAUCGGGGACCUUUGACGCUUUCCAGGAGAUCAAGUUGGACGAAACGCCAUCUCUCGACCUCAAAUUUGGCUCCACAGACCCGCCGAAAAAAUCAUCCCCGUUUGGCGGUUGGGGGGCGAGUUGGGCGACGGGCAGCCUCAGUUGGGGAUUUGGGAGCAGCAAGACCUCUACAGACGACAAGGCCAAAAGCGCAAUUGAGGACAACCCUUGGAGCAUCAACCGCGGCAAACCCAAAAAGACCAAGAGUCCAUUUUCCUUCGGCGCUCUCGACGACGUAGACGGAGACAAAGACAACCAAGACACAAAGCCGGCCGAGGACGAGUCGAAGGAAGGCAAGAACAAUGAUGAUGUGGACUCGGGGUUCUCUGCAGUGCCGGCGAAAAGCAAGAAGGGAGACACGGUCGCCCCUGAGGACUCAAAGGCUGAGGAGCCUUCGAACCCACGUGAGCCGGAUUCUAAGUCUGCAAAGGACGCUUGGAGCUUCUGGGGUGCCAAAAAGAACAAAAAGACCGCUGACAAAGAGCCGAAAGCUGAAGAAAACCCUGCGAAAAUCGUGCCUGAUCCUGAGCCUUCAGCUUCCCCAGAGCCAGCGAGUAAUCACGGAGCGGAUGAUCUCUGGGGCUGGGGUGCUGCCACCACCAAAAAGAGCAAGAAGAAAGGUAAGAAAGAAGUCGCUGACGAGCCUCCCAAGGAGCCGGAGCCAAAACCAGAACCUGAGCCUGUCGCUGAACCGGACCCGGACCCGGAGCCGGAGCCGGAAAAGAAAAUCGACGAGCACGUUUGGGGCGUCAGCACUUCCAAAAAGACCAAGAAAAAGGAUAAGCUGGAGGUCUCGGAGCCUUUGCCACCCAAGGAGCCGGAGCCGGAGGAGGAGCCGGAGCCACAGCCGGAAGCCGUGUCUGUUCAGAAGCCCGAGCGGAAGAACGACGAUAUCUGGGAAAUGACGACAUCGAAGAAAGAGAAGAAGAAGAAGGGCAAAAGCAAAGACCCGGAGCCGGAACCUACUCCUGAACCCGAGCCUGAGCCUGAGACAAAGCACGAGGACUUCUGGGGCGUCAGUACCUCAAAAAAGGACAAGAAGAAGAAGAAAGCCGACGCAGAGCCUGCGAAGGACCCUGAGCCUGAGCCUGAGCCCGAGCCCGAGCGUCCAUCCUCGCCCGCGCCGGGACCCGACCCUGAGCCGGAAACGAAGAAGGAUAAUGAUGUCUGGGGGUUCAGCACGAAGAAGGAGAAGAAGAAGAAGGCCAAGAAGAGCGAGCCGGAACCUGCGGCUGAGUCCGAGCCAGCGCCCGAACCAGUGACGCUGCCGGAAAAGGAGGUUGAGCCUGAGGCUGAUGCCGAAGCCAAGGGGGAGGAGGACACUUGGGGCUUGCCUGUCUCAAAAAAGGACAAGAAGAAGAAAAAACUCAAAGGCAAGGAUGCGGAUCCCGAGCCGAAACAGGAGGACGACUUUUGGGGCUCUUUCGGCGCCACCUCCAAGAAGGACAAAGGCAACAAAAAGGCGGCUACGGCUGAGGUCCCUCAAGCAGAUCCGGCUUCCGUGGGAGAGGAUGACAAGGACCUCAUUGAGCUCGACAAACCAGCUGAUUUGGACAACAACAGCGACUUCUUCAACUCCUGGAGCACCGGGAACAACCCAUCACAAGGCGGUGAAGAAACCAAGUCGCUGAAGCCAGAUACCAUUGAGGAGCCUGCGGCAGAUGAUGGUUGGGGCCUUACGUCUUCUAAGAAGAAGAAAAAGGGCAAAGACAGCGGCAAGAAUGACCCGGUGGAAAUCGCCGGCGAGACGGGUCUUGAGUCCCGGCAGCCAGAUUCAGUCGAAGAGGUCAAGGAAGAUGGACUUGAAGCGGACUGGGGCUGGGAUACCAGCUCUAAGAAGAAAGAAGCUACGACAGGGGAGGACGACAAGAAGUCUAAGAAGUCCAAGGACAAGGAGUCAAAGCUGAGCAAGAAGGAGCUUGAAAAGCUUGAGAAGGAGAAGAAAAAGGCCGAGCAAGAAGAGGAGGACCGCAAAGCUCAGGAGGCCGAGGAGCAGGCCAAGCUGGACGAAGAGGAACGACAGCGGCAAGAAGCGGAGGAGCAGCAGAAGAGAGAGGCCGAAGAACAAGCGGCCAGAGACGCAGAAGAUGCCGAGGCGGCCAGAGAGGAGAAGGAACUGGAAGCACUGAAGGCCAAGAAGGCCAAAAAGAAGAAGCUGACCAAGGCUGAUCAAGAGAAGUUCGACCGGCUCUCGGCAAGCAUCAAGAGGCGAGCGGAAGAGAAGGCUGCACGGGAAGCCGAGGACGCUGAGCGGGAGCGGCAACGGAGGGAGGAAGAGGAGUUAGCCGCCAGAGAGGCGGAGGAGAAGGCCCUCCGUGAGGCCGAGGAAGCGGCCGAACGGGAGCGUCAGGAGGCGGAAGCUGCCGAACGGGAACGACAGGAGGCAGAAGCUGCUGAGCGGGAACGGCAGGAGGCGGAAGCUGCGGAACGGGAACGGCAGGAGGCAGAAGCUGCCGAACGGGAACGGCAGGAGGCAGAAGCUGCCGAACGGGAACGGCAGGAGGCAGAAGCUGCCGAGGCGGCGGCGGCGGCGGCGAAGGCAGAGGCAAAGGCAGAGGAAGAGGCAGCAGCAUCGGCAAAAAAGUCUAAGAAGACCAAGACCAAGAGCAAGGAGAAGGAAAAGGAGAAGGAGAAGGAAGAGAAGGAGAAGGAGAAGGAGAAGGAAAAGGAGAAGAAGAAGGAAAAGGAGAAGGAGAAGAAGGAGAAGAAGGAGAAGGAGAAGGAAAAGGAAAAGGAGAAGGAGAAGGAGAAGGAGAAGAAAGGGGAAGAGGAAAAGGAGAAGGAAGCCGGGGGUGAGGAUGACGAAUUCAAGGAUGUCAACCUCACGGCCGAGGAGAUCGAGGAGUUGUUGGCUGACGACUCCAAGGACAAGGCGGAGGAGAAGCAGCCGACGUCAACUUCGAAGGAGGGACGUCCGGCUGACGAUCCCUUCAGCUUCUGGGGGGCCGCCAAGAAGUCCAGCUCCCAGAAGCACAAGCUGAGCUCCUGGCUUCCAGAGCCGGACGGCCCUCCCCAGGCAGCAGCCCCGGAAAUUGCGCCUGCUGAGUCAUCUCCUAUUCUGGAAGCUGCUACCGUCGGCGCAAUUGGCGCGGUGGCCACCUCGGUGUGGCAGGACCCCUCACCGACUGCCCAAAAAGCCAAGUCCAUGAAGUCCAAGAAGGCCAUCGGCGGCAAGAUCGCGGACCGCUUGCGCGCCUUCCAGGCGAUUGACGACCAAGGCGACGACGACGACGACGCGCCAAUCGAGCCGCUGGCUCCGCCCCCGCCCCCGCCACCGCCGCCCGCCCCCGUCGCGGCGCCCGUCACGCCACCGAGCGAAGAGAAAAAGAAGGGCAGCUCCAAGAAGAGUAAGAGCAAAAAUAAGGAAGCGGUUGCCGACAUCGACGCCUUCGCAUCCAUCCCGCCACCUCCGCCGCCCAACGUCGGCUUGCCCGGCAGCUUUCCCCUGAGCGAGGAGGAACAUCAAAACAGCGAUUCCGCCGGCCAUGAUGAGAUAGCCGAGGCCGUCGAUAUGUCGCCCCCGAAGAAGAGCAGCAAGACACCGAAAAAAGCGCGGGCAUCUCCCGACGUUGUCGAUAUCCCUCCGCCUCCCCCUCCUGUGCCGAGCCCGCCCCCGGCCGUGCCAGAUCCGCCGCCGGCGAUGAUGACCCCGGCCGCCGUCCGUUCGUCGAAAAAAGAGAGACCCAAAAUCAACCGUGAGGGUCCAUCUUGGGGCACCUGGACUACGACCACUCCAACCAAAGAUGCCAAGAAGCCUUCAUCCAAGUCUAAACCGGAGAAAGAGGCGAGUUCCAGGAAGAAAUCCUCCGCGGCGGAGAAGGAAGUGAAGCCUGAGAACACCUCGCCAAGGGGUUCCGGCUCCGAAAAUGUCGAAAGAUCUAAAGCAAAAGAUUCGCCAGCACGAUUUGCCAGCGUCUUCACAAGUACGCCGCCUCUUUCCCGUUCGGUGUCCACCCGUGAGAAGCGCAUAAGCACCGGCGGAAAGUCAAGCUCGCGCAGGCACUCAGUUGACAUAAACGGCGGCCUCAUGAGCCCCCCUCCCGAGGAGAUGGCAGCGAAGGCAGCAAAGGUUCUUGGUGUUGGUGCUGGUCUUGGUCUGUCAAGGUCCGCCAGCAGGCGAAGCAAGAAAGGUGAGGACGAUGCCGCCCCUGAUGGAAAGCCGCUCUCUAAUCCCGCUGCAGCCGAUGAUGACGACGACGACAUUGUAAUGGUUGGUGCGGCCGACACCGCGCCCGGCCCUGGUAAAAUGGAGCGUCGAAGGUCAAGGGUAAGUUCUUCCCUCUUUCGGGGCUCGGAUCAUUGGUGGCAAUAUCCUCGCGAAGAUGAUGUUGUUAUGGUCGAUGUUGCCGAUGCGACACCCUCGCGGCCGCCCCCGAAGCGUUCCAACUCGACCACCAAGAAACCUUCAGGCUUUUCGUCUCUAUUUAGCGGCGUCUUCGGCACUCCAAAGCCAGAUUCCCGUUCGGAACCUCGAGAGCCGCGCUCAGAGCCGCGCCGUCGGGCCACCUAUGCGACAACAGAUGACGAGGCCGGGCGGCGGGUGGACGAGACAGAUGCUGAGCGCGAAGCGCGGCGUGCCGCUCGUCGUGCCCGUCGCGCCGAAAAGGAAGCCGCAGAGCGUGCCGCUGCAGAGAGGGCCGCCGAGGAGGCCCGCCGUGCCAAGGACGAGGCUCGGCGUGAGCGGCGCAGGAAGCAGGAGGAGGAAGAGGAAGCACGGCGGCAGCAGGAGAAGGAGGCUCGUCGCGCUGAGAGACGGGCACAACGCGCACGCGAAGAGGCCGAACGGCUCGCUGCUGAGCGGAGAGAAGCAGAACGAGCCGAGCGACGAAGGCGGCGCGCCGAGGUCGAGGCCGCCGAGGCCGAGGCCGAGGCGCGGCGUGCUGCCAAGCACCAUGAGCGUCGUCGCAGCUAUCACCUCGAUGACGCGGGCCGAGAAGAAGAGGAGGAGCGUCGCCGUCGCCGAGAAGCCCGGCGCGCAGCAAGGGAGGAGAAGGAACGCGAGGAGAGAUCUUCGCGGAGGAGGAGCGAGAUGGCCAACGGCGAGUUCUAUCCCCGAACGUCUCGCGAGAACACAGCUGGUUCGUGGCCGCACUCGGGCACGUCAUCUUGGGUUAAGGAGCACUCAGAUGCGCCCCCGCCUCCGGAGGAGAAUGGCGUGGAUGCGGUGCAACCCCCACCCCCGGACGUUGACGAUGUCGAUGAGGAAGAGGCCCGUCGCGAAGCCCGCCGGGCUAGACGCCAGGCGAAAUAUGCGGAAGCCAUGGGCAUGACGCCGGAGGGAUACGACGAGGACAGACGCCGGAGGCGGCGCCGUGAAGAGAGGGAACGCGAGAGGGAGAGGGAGCGCGAGAAGCAUCGUGAGAGGGACAGGGAUAGGGAGAAAGAUCGGCGCCCCGCUUCCGACGGGAGUGACGGCCGGCGCGACAGCCGCCGGAAUUCUGGCAUGUUUAUGGAUACUACCCCGCGGAGCUCCUGGUGGAAGAGGCUCACGAGGGGCUGAUGAGCAAUGAUGAUGACGAAGUUGAUGGUUGCAUGGAUGAUGUUGGGCUUGGCUAAUGAGCAAUGAUGAUGACAGGGUUGAUGAUAGCAUGGAUGUUGUUUGGCUUGGCUGAUGAGCAAUGAUGGAUGACGGAGCUGAUGGUAGCAUAGAUGAUGUUGGGCUUGAUGUUGGUCAGCCGCGUUAGUUGCGGAUUUUUGUUGUCAGUGUUGAAAGUUCCCUCCUCUCAUCUCAUGCGGCUGCACAUAGCGGAUGGAGGAGCAUCUGUCGGUUAUAGUCCCCUGGUAUCCCCUUGCACCGCAACGGCGUCCGGUCAGGCAC
Thermothielavioides terrestris NRRL 8126 is the source of this 6567-nucleotide messenger RNA. RefSeq lists its product as uncharacterized. The record is from RefSeq and is a predicted model, not a curated record. The transcript is spliced from 4 exons. NCBI's taxonomy places the organism in Eukaryota, Fungi, Ascomycota, Sordariomycetes, Sordariales, Chaetomiaceae. Bases 1 to 6249 code for a protein of 2082 amino acids.